UUCGCACUCGCUUUUCGAGCAAACCUCAAGGGAGAAUUCCUAACUCACCAGUUCAUUCCCUUGUUCUCAUUCGCCAACAUUGCCGCAUCACCAUUCGCCAUGACUCUCAAUUCGAACCCCCAGGCCCGCAUCUCACAUCUGCCGCGAGCAGAUGGCUCGGCAACGUUUUCAAGAGGCGGCUAUUGCGUGGUUGCGGCCGUCAAUGGGCCGAUUGAGGUCCAACGACGCGACGAAAACCCCUUCGAAUCAGUCGUUGAUGUUAUCGUACGACCUGCUGCAGGGGUCGGAGGCACAGGAGAACGCCAACUCGAGAACAUUCUGCGGUCCGCCCUUCGCCAGCUGAUUCCCGUCAAAAACUUCCCUCGAUGUCUUAUUCAGGUUACGCUCCAGGUGACUGAGACGCCGCAGAAUGACUAUGCAAACAGCAAAGUAGUACAAGCUCAGUCUAGUCUGCCUCUGCUACCGGCUCUCUUUCACAGCGCCAUCCUGGCCUUGCUGUCGGCUGCUGUGCCUUUGAAGGCUAUUGCCACAUGUGCCACUUUGGCCGUUGUCCGGAAGGGUGACAAGAUCAUCGCUGACCCGUCUCCUCUGGAGAUUGACCAGUCAAAAUCGCUUCACGUUGUCAUCUUCACGUCGCAGAACGACCUGUUGUUGUUGGAGAGUGAGGGGACGUUCUCCAUGGCCGAGUGGGAUGAGGUGAUCAACAAAGGUCAAUCAGUGUGCAGCCAACACCGUCAAGCGGAGCUAGGUGUCGCCAUGGACGAUGACAGCCAAGACGCAACCGACAUGCAGCAGUUCAUCCGGACCGUCAUGGAAUCAAAGGCUGCGUAA
Colletotrichum lupini is the source of this 831-nucleotide messenger RNA. Its product is annotated as exosome complex subunit Rrp46. Gene Ontology annotation, biological process: nuclear mRNA surveillance; rRNA catabolic process; poly(A)-dependent snoRNA 3'-end processing. The transcript is spliced from 3 exons. The annotation marks the transcript as partial. Gene Ontology annotation, cellular component: nucleolus; nuclear exosome (RNase complex); cytoplasmic exosome (RNase complex). The record is from RefSeq and is a predicted model, not a curated record. NCBI's taxonomy places the organism in Eukaryota, Fungi, Ascomycota, Sordariomycetes, Glomerellales, Glomerellaceae.